Molecule: messenger RNA, 1092 nt
Organism: Cavenderia fasciculata
Lineage: Eukaryota; Evosea; Eumycetozoa; Acytosteliales; Cavenderiaceae
Exons: 6
Coding region: 1-1092 (363 amino acids)
Source: RefSeq, a predicted model, not a curated record
AUGAUAUCUUUGCAAAGAGUUCGUAUUCGUCCUUGUCCAAUAACACCUCAAACAAUAUAUCCAUCCAUCCAUCUAUCUACUAUCUAUCUAUAUAUUUUGUAUACAUUAGUUAUCUCCAGCAUCGUAUGUUUGAUAGGAUCAUCACCAUCUUUUGUAUUAGCACAACAAUCAGAUUGUACAAUUGGAGGAUGGACAGCUGACAAUUGUGACUCUACACAAUAUACAUUCAAUCAAGCACUAGUCACCUUUAACAACACAGUUUUGAAUAUUCCACUUGGAGUGGUACUCUACUUUAAUGGAGAUGUAACUAUUGAAAACACUGUCAGUCUUACACUCAACUGCAAGGCUCAAGCCAAGACUGGAGGAAUCCCAUCGUCAUCGACAGAUUGUGUUCAAAUCUCAACCUCUGACGGAUUGUUCACCUAUGGUAUCACCGACGCUACCGUCAACUUUGACCUUACACAAAACAACAAUCAAGCAGGUGUAGACUUUACACAUUCCAUCAGAACCAUCUCUGCCAAUGAAAUAGCUCCACUUCCAGAAACUGUCUCUUAUUCUGGUGUCUUUUUUACAACUAAUUUAAAUUAUAAUGAAUCUGGUAUGGUAUGCACAGCUUAUCCAUUUGGUUUUUCUAUUGAUAUUUAUUGUAAGGAUGGUGACUCUUUAUCUAAAUCAAUGAUGGUCAAUGUUUCAUCAAAUUGUCAAGAUUGUUUGUCAAAGACAGUUGGAAGUUUCAUAUAUGAUUUAAGUCUUAUCACUGAUGAUAAAUCAGUAACUACUAGAUUUUUACCAAUAGCCAACAAUCGAUUUGAAUAUAGAAUUAAAGUAUAUCCAACUUUCACCUCUGAUAACCCAUACAAUGUUUUAUCUGAUUUUGUUCAUGCUGCAAGAGAUUAUAAAACUGGAAAUGAUGCAACUCAAGCUUCCUAUGAUCAAUCUCUUGUCAUCUAUGUAAAUGGUUUAGUUGUAAAUGAAAAUGGAACCUCUCAUAAUAUUCCAGAUGACAGUGAAUCCAAGGCCAACAAUGUUUUAACAACUGGUUCAAUGAUCCUUUCAUUUAUAUUCAUUAUUACCUUUUCUCUUUUACUUUAA